Molecule: messenger RNA, 1311 nt
Organism: Photinus pyralis (common eastern firefly)
Lineage: Eukaryota; Metazoa; Arthropoda; Insecta; Coleoptera; Lampyridae
Exons: 6
Coding region: 30-839 (269 amino acids)
Source: RefSeq, a predicted model, not a curated record
UAUUUUACUAUGUGAAAACGGUAGCAACGAUGCUAGCACUACCGAUCAAGUUUCGCAUAUUAUUCGGAGGUCCUUCGGUUUGGCUAACAACUGACAAACGUCAAUGUUGGUGGCCGAAUAGCCUGAAUGCUCGUCCGUACAUGGUGAAGAGUGAAAAACCAAAUGAACAGUGGAAGUUGUACGACAUCGAAGUUGAAGGAUAUUCCAGUACUUUGGAAGGUGCGAGGAAAAAAGCGGAAAACCCCGAAUACACUUCAACACAGGAGGACGUGACACUUGCGGGCCGAGGUCAUAGAAAGAUAACCAAAAAGCAGGUUUCUACAGAUGAAAGCAGCGAUGAAUGUUCCCCACCACCAUCACCAGGUUGCAUACCACCAUCAACAAGGUCAACGCUACGGAACAACGAAGCUGAUAAUCUGCGUGGUACUACAGUGUGCUCUUCUGCUUCUGAGCCGUUACCCACAUUAUCCGAGAAUUCAAAUGAAACAAAUUUUAAUUAUGGUGCAGCAGUGGACGAUUAUGUCAAUAGCACUGAAUAUAUUGCAGUUCAAGAACAUACAGCGGUAGGCGCUCCCUUAGCAAUAGAGACUGUUAACAUCAAUGAGCUGCCAGUUCAUAUUGAAGGCAAUAUUACUGUGCAAGAUUUGCAUAAUUCUAUUGAUCAAUUAAAAUACAUAUGUUUGGAAAACCAGAAGUGCAUUAAUGAUAUUUAUAAAAUUUUAAGAAACAUGUCUCUCAAAGAGGGCGAGAUUAAUGUUUCGCAGAAGGAAAAAUUUUGUAAAUGGCUACCAUUAGUUGAUCUUGAUAAGCUCAAACAACUUGAAGAUGAAUUGAACUAAUCCCCCGAUUUAAAAGAAUCAUUUAUUCAAUUUAUGAAAAAUAUAGGAGGCCGGGAUCCGAAAGACAAUAUCAACCGAUGUUUGUCACGUACUUUUACCAACGAGCUAGGCACUUAUUGUUCUUGGCUCGGGUUGCGCGGUAAUUUUAAAGUACAAAACCUUUGCAUCAUGCAAAUCAUAGUAGGUAUGUAUCUGAUGUUAUAACUUAUAAAAGCUCGUUACCCAUUGACGAGCAUUUCUCAAUGUGUGACAAGCAUAAAAAUUGACAUUUACAAAUUUUUAGUUAUUUUUUGUUUAUAAAAUGCAAGUAUUUUUAGACACAGUUAUGAUGCGCUACAAUAACCUCAUACAGUUAAGCGACGUGGAGAGGAAUGCAUGCGAAUGGUUCCGUCUGUCAAAACAGAGGUUUCAGAGGGAAAAAAAAUAAUGUAGUUACAAAUUACGCGUUUCACAAUUAAUUUUAUUUUAAAAA